AUGUAUGGCACUAAACAAAGUUUACAUACAAUCGCUAUAUUGGCUCAACACUGCAAUACUAAAUCCCAGAUACAAUUAUCUCAUCGAUGGUUACCGUCGACUACUAGUGGUCGCGAAGAGGCCAACGAUAAGCUCUCAAACAUAACAGCGAGUCUUCGCUCCGCAACUGAUCGUAUUUUAAACUCUUCUGCCGACCAAUGCUUUUGGAGACAGUCAUCGCGCCAUCACUUCAUUAUCAUUAAGUCAAUCGGUGCUGAUCCAACCAUGACAUCGACGCUCACCACCGCCGCCGUCUCUGCGGCCGCCACUGAUGUCAGUAGUGAUGGCGAUAGUAGUGUUGCCAACAAACCUGACCUCAGAGUCCGUAUCGUGAAUGUGGACCACUAUAUGACUGAACCCAACGUCCGGUUCGACGAUCUUUACUCUCAGUUCAGACAGUCUGAGACCAAACGAGUGCCCGUUUUGCGUGUCUUCGGCACCACUGAUGACGGCCGAAAGAUAUGUCUUCACAUUCACAGAGUGUAUCCCUAUUUGAGCGUUAAAUUUGAUGCAAUACUAGACGACAACUAUGAGUACAAUAAACAACAGUUUAUGAGCCAAUUGGUGGCCGGACUCGAGUCCUGUCUAAUGCCGGCCAGAGUUCGCACACGCAAUGCGGCCAAAGACUCGCCCAACGAUCACCUCAUAUACGACAUCCAAGAGGUGGACGCCAUCCCAUUUUACGGCUUUCACGAAAAACAUGACAAGUUUUUGCGGAUCUAUUUCUACAAUCCAUGGACUGUUAAAAAAGCGAGUGAACACUUACUCUCCGGCGAUGUUAUGGGCCGACAGAUCCAACCGUUUGAGGCACACAUUCCGUACACACUUCAGUUCUUCAUCGACCAUAACUUAUAUGGUAUGAACUUUUUGGACGCCAAACGUGUAGUUUAUCGGCAAACAGAUUCAAUGCCCGAUUGUGUCAACUAUUCAGACAUAGAGCCCAUGAGUUCGUGUCAAUUAGAAUGUGAUAUAGAUUUGAAUGACAUUAUGAACAAAGACGUGGUGUUGGAUAACAAUCGACGCAUCCCUGGUUUGGAGUCCAUUUGGAGGGAAGCGUUGAAUCGCUGCAAAGAUUCCACAGAAGCCCAAACCCUAAAGGGAUUGCCCUCUCAGGAGAGGACAGGGGUUACUGUCACCGAACGUGAGACCAAACUCUUGCAGAAGCUGUUCGACGGUUUGUCCAAAUUGGACAUCAAAACCGAUGAUAACUGUGACUCUAUUGGCGAAACACAAUUCGCUGAAAUGAUCGUUAAUUGCAUCGAUAAUAAUACUGAAGACUCAUUAAACCAAAUCAAUGACACCAUCAAUGAAGUCAUCAACAAUUCACAGACACUUUCCAUCAAUCAUACCAUUGAAGACGUCAUACAUAACUCUCAGAACGAGAUAAUUAGUCAAACCAUUGAAAGUGUUGUCAAAGAGUCGGCGAAACAGUCAAAGUGUAGAAAACAGAAGCGAAAGACAGCGUCCAAAGGCGGUGCGUCCAGAAGGCGACUCAUUCUUCUUAGUUCCGGCAGUAGUGCUGACAAUAACGACGGCCAGAGAUCAGACGUGAGCACUGAAUUAGAGGACACAGAAUAUGACCGGAAUGUUGUCUUUACCGACGCCUGCACUCAGACAGAGACGGGCGACGAAGAUAUGAUGGACGAUGCGAUGGAUGGACUGUUUGACGACACGGAACAGCAGCUGCCGGCCGAAGAAGUGGUGUGCGAUUGCGAUUCGGACGAGUGCUGUGACCAGUGCUGCGACCGUCAGUCGGAUCAAUGCGAAUGCGAUUGUGAGAAAUGCGAAUACGAAAAGGUCGGACGUAUUCCUCAAUUUGACGGCGCUUUCGACUCGGAUGACGAAAGCGGUUCCGACUUUAAGCCAAACCGUAAGGACGAGAGCGACGACGAGUCCGACUACGAGGCGGCGCCGAAGAGGGGCCGCAAGAAGCCGACGCCCAAAAAGCGGACGCAUAGCUCGCGUUCAAAACCGGCGCCCAAACGGAAUAAGACAUCAAUCACGCGGGCGUCAGACGAUUCGGACGCCGAUGAGGUCGACACGUAUAACACGUCCCGAUCGUCACGCCGUAAACCGGCCGCACGUCAGUCGCGCCAAUCGCCAGAUGUGUCCGACAAAGACGAUGACGUGUUUCAAUCGAGUUCCGGUCGAACCGUCAAAAGUACUUCUAAACUACUGUCCGCCCGACUCUUUGAUCAGUUAAAGCCCACUUCCCGUACGUCUGCCGAUAACGGGUCACCCAUUCAUAUGUCGUUCUCGGAGUCGGACGGCUCGGAUCGGGACACGAAGACCACGCGAGGAACGGGUGGAGCGCUCAGCUUUUUGGACACUUUGGCGCACAAGUCUUCGCCGUCGAAGUCAAAAGAUAGACGUUUUAUUGAAGACGAAGAUAACAGAUCUGAUCGUUCGUUAACACCGUAUUUGUCGGACGUGUCGGACGACAAGCCGUCGCGAACCAAACCCGGGCCGCACUCUAGCAAAGCGUCAUCGCGUGCCGGCCCGGCCUCGUCAAAGCCCGGACCUAAGUCUAGCAAAGCCGCGCCCAAACCCGGACCCAAAUCAAGUAAAACGUCAGCUCCGGUGGCCGCCAGACCCGGCCCUAAAUCUAGCAAAAUAGGGCCCAAAUCGUCGAAGAAAUCCGAUUACAUUGCACUCGAUUCUGACCCGUCGGACGCCGAAGACUACUACACGCCGAGCGCGCGCUCGCGAAGAAGUGGCGCCAAAGCAGUCAAUUAUGACGACACUAAUGAAAGGACAUCAACGAUAUAUAGCAGCUCUAAGACCAAACCCAAAGCCGCCGCCAAACGAAAGCCAGCCGCGAGAACUACCGCUAAACAAUUGGCAGAUGAGGUGCAGUCCGCCAUCGAUUCAAUCACUCCAUCCUUUGAUUCGGACGACAAUGUGUCGGACGGGAAGAGCUAUUCAAACAACAUAUUCAGCUCCACUUCGGACUACUUGUUGUCACCCAAAAUGGUUUGGCGUGAGUUCGACGCCGAUAUCAUUCAAGUGGACGAGAAUUAUUACCCGACGUCAACCAUAGACGCUAUGGUGACCACUGAUCCCAAAGUGUCGUUCAAACUCACUCCAGACUAUAUCAUUAAACCAUAUCUGAAGCGAUACGAUAAUAAUCAGGACUACUGGGACACCGUUCGCGCGGAGUUGGAUCUCGGGCUCAAUGGCGGCGGCAGUGGAGGCGGUGGUGGUGUCCGGAAGGGCCGCACCGGUGGCACCAAAAGUAAGGGUGCGCUUAAAGAUUUUUAUACUUUACCGCAAUUGAAUGAGAGGGCGAUAUCUAAAAGCCCCGAAAGGCCGGCGCCGGCCCCGAAAGCCACUACCGCUAGUAAAAAGUCCGCCACCAAAAAGCCAUCCAAUAGAGCGGCGGACGAAGUGGCGAGACUCGUGUCCGAGGCGUCAGAUUUAAUUAAUAAACCGUUGGGCAAAAGGGGCGCCCAAUCGAAACCGGCGGCGAAGGCCACUCCGGCCCCCAAACCCAAAGCGGCGCCAGUGGUCGCCAAGAAAUCUGUGACGCCUAAAGCCGUCGGCGGCUCUAAGUCUAAGUCGAGCGCUAGUAAAUCGAAAUCGCGUGCGAAGAGCGGCGGCGGUGCAAAAGCCGGCGGUCGCGACACUUUCCGAAACCGUAACUCUAAGCGGUCGUCGGCGAGACAGCGGGUGCCGCGCGGUGUGACCAGCGCUACGGUGUUUAACGCCAUUAGCAUUCCCUUCUAUGAGUCAGACAUUGUGUCCGUCACUGAUCUGACGGGACAUAAGAAACGCUCUCAUCUGAAAGCCCUGUGCGACGACUUUGAGCUAAAUGUCGACAAACUGCCCGAACGCUAUCUGAACCGUUAUCGUCACCACGAGAUCAGUCCAUUCCUGUUCGACAAUAUCUAUUACAACGACUACAGCGGUCUUCUACCCAACGAAGAAUCGCAGUUCACUCAGGAUGUGCUGAUUGUUAUGAAAGAGUUGGUCUCGUCUGUGGUGUCGGUCUCGCAGUGUGUCAACCAAAUAGUGAAAGACGUGGAGCAAGAGAUAGAGCCGCAGCCUAUGAUAGACAUUGACGAGUAUUACGAGUCACCCGUCGAUGAAGACAGCAAUGACUGGAAUUAUGAAGAAGAGGAACAGGAGGUGAUUGGCAUCGCUGUCGACGAGUACGGCGUGGCUAUCGGUGCCGUUGAGAAGAACAAUGACCAGAACUAUGAGACGACGGUCAAUGUGUUUGAGAAUGGGAUCAACGGAACGGCUGAUCCAUUAAGCGAGGCAUUGCUGAAGACUUUCUGUGACGAUAAUGACGACAACAACUCUACUGACGGUCAAGUGAACGGCGAAACUGCUCCCAAUAACGGCGAAGAGGAGGAGCGCCAGCAGGAGGUGGAAGAUAAUGGAUAUGAAAGCCACGGCCAACGGGCUGUGCAACAGAGCGAUGACGAAGGCAUUGAAGAGUCUAACGAACAAAUAGCCCAAGAAGUGGAGAAGUUGUGCGCUGACACUCAACCACAACAACACCGUUACUCCGAAAUCACUCCAUUGGAGAACUCGAAUGAUUCUUCUGUUGAACAAAACGCCGCCGAAUAUCAGACCAAUCAAUACGAAGGACAGGAAGAGGAGGAAGAAGAAGAUGAUGAGGAGGAGGACCCGAACUCUAACCAAUCAAACGGUCUGCCCGGCGAUCAAUGUCUAGAGCCGUUCUCUACGGAACCGGUGAGUCAGCCGAGUCCACUGCGACAGUUCCGCAUGUCGUCGACCAACUAUAACACACAAGUGUACGACCCGUACAACAGCGGGUCAGCACCGGCUCAGAGUCAGCCGCAGUACCACCAGAACCCACUUCAGAAUCCAAUUGUGCCAACACUACAGGUGCCGCACAACACAGUC
Messenger RNA from Medioppia subpectinata, 4914 nucleotides. Lineage: Eukaryota; Metazoa; Arthropoda; Arachnida; Sarcoptiformes; Oppiidae. The record is from the annotation of a GenBank genome assembly.